GGACUCGGUCUCUUCAAUAUGACGGCCAUGAGCUGGGUCAAAGAUUACACCUACCACGCCGAUGCGCAGCCCUACAAAUCUCCUCAGGUGGUGGAGGACUGGUACAAAAAUAAUACCAAUCUCUCCUCCGCUGUGCCGUGGUCAUCUGACGAGGUGAAAGACAUGUUUCUCGCGAAGCCUGUCUUAUUCAAUAACUCGAACUCGAACUCAACAACGUCGGUUGGUUCUAACAAGACGACUACUUCUUCCAACAAAGUUGGCCCGAUAGCCGGUGGUGUGGUAGGAGCAUUCGUCGGCACGGCAAUUCUCCUGUCACUGAUCUACUACUUGUGGAUCAGGAAACCGAUGCCGACUUCGUUCGUGGAAUUGGGGUGUCAUGAAGGUAGCCCGUCAUCCAACACCAAAGCCGAGCUUUCAACGGAGCCGCUGGUGAUGGAAAUGCCCGUGACGCCACCGGAAGGUACAAGCCGCGAGGAGACACGAGGUUGACGCACGAAACGAUAUCUACGAG
Molecule: messenger RNA, 511 nt
Organism: Neurospora tetraspora
Lineage: Eukaryota; Fungi; Ascomycota; Sordariomycetes; Sordariales; Sordariaceae
Exons: 1
Coding region: 19-489 (156 amino acids)
Source: RefSeq, a predicted model, not a curated record